CUCCUGCCGCUCUCAGUCUUAAGGGUUUUGCAUGAUACCAUUUCAAAGAAAAUUUUACACAUAUAAAAACAUUAUCAGUUUUUCUCUUUAAAUAAGGAUAUAAAACCCUAUUACCCACUAUCAUCACUGAAAAGAGUAAGAAAGGACUAUCAAGCUUUAGAUAGCCUGGAACUUGCUAUGUAGCCUAGGCUGGCCUCAGAUUCAGACCUUCUGCCCCAGCCUCCUGCUGGGGUAACAGGUGUGCCCUACCCCACCUGGCUGAAAAUCAAGGUGUAAUGAUUUUUGUCCAAGUGAUGGGAACCCAUUUACACAUUUUAUAUCUUAACUAUUUAAUAAGUAUUUUAAAAUUCAUGUCUUUAAAACUUGGUAUAGCAGCAUAUAAUCCCAGUGCUUGGGGGCAGCUGAGACCAAAGAAUUUUAAGUUCUAGGACAGCUUGGCCUACAUAGUGAGUUUUUGAGUGGAGAGAAGGGGAGCUCUAAAACAAAACAAAACAAAACAAACCAGCAAAGGCUUGGCAUCAUGGUACAUGCUUGUAAUCCCUGCACUUGAGUUAAAGAUCAUCCUUAUCUAUAUAGAGUGUGAGGCCAGCCUGGCUACACAGCAUUCUGUCUCAAAAAAACAAACAUAAUUAUGGUAUCAUUUUUCAUAAGGUGUUUCCAUGGAGUAGCUCUGGGUCCUCCACCCCACACUUUAGAGACGGUUUGGAUCCUCCCAUGCUCUUCCUCUCUCUUCAGGGUCUGGUGUGUAAGUGUAAUGGUCGUCGGAUGAACUUAGACAUCCACUUUAUGCUUUCCAGGGAUUGGUAUUGCUGCUCUAAAACAGAUCUUGUGAAAUACUGUGCGCUACCAUUUUCCAAAAAACCUAAGAAUCACUUGGUACCUGUUUAAUUUUUUUUAAUCUUCCAAAAUUCAUGUUUGGGAACCCAGAGCAGCUAUCCCAUGGUAACACACAGCCUUGUGUAUGAGCAGGCAUACACAUUCUCUCUCUCUCUCUCUCUCUCUCUCUCUCUCUCUCUCCCUCCCCCUCCCUCUCCUUCUCCCUCCCUCCCCUUCUCCUUCUCCCUCUCUCUCCAGAUAGAAGCUUGAAAACCUAUGUAAUUUCCCAGAUCCCUAGUUUCCUUGCCAAAAUCUGAAAUGGAAGCAGAGCUUGGAGGCUCUUUCAUCAAGCUGAGGCAGGCUCUUUUUCAGCUGAACUCCAUGGAUUCCUCCUUGCUGUUCACGGCUCAGGCUCUUCUCCGCUGGCACGAUGGUCACCAGUUCUGCAGCAAAAGUGGGCAGCCCACUAAGAAGAACAUGGCCGGCAGCAAGCGAGUGUGUCCUUCCAGUAACAUCAUCUACUAUCCACAGAUGGCCCCUGUGGUGAUCACACUGGUGACAGAUGGGGCCCGGUGCCUACUUGCCCGCCAGAGCUCCUUUCCCAAGGGACUGUAUUCUGCCCUGGCAGGCUUCUGUGAUAUAGGUGAAAGUGUGGAAGAGGCCGUCCGGCGAGAGGUUGCAGAAGAGGUGGGCCUGGAAGUGGAAAGCCUACAGUACUCUUCGUCCCAGCACUGGCCCUUUCCCAAUAGCUCGCUUAUGAUUGCUUGUCAUGCAACGGUGAAAGCAGGGCAGACAGAGAUCCAGGUGAAUCAGAAAGAACUAGAAGCAGCUGCCUGGUUCAGUCUCGAUGAGGUGGCCACAGCCCUGUUGAGAAAGGGCUCCUUUCUUCAGCAGCAGAGUGAUGCUCUCCCAUUGUUGUUGCCUCCCAAGUUAGCUAUUGCCCACCACAUGAUUAAAAAGUGGGUGGAAAGGCAGACCUGUGCUUCCCUGGCUGCUUAGCUCAAAUCAGGCCAUCAAGAUCCCUCCCGGGCACUGCUGAAGGGCAUGCCAGAGAUCUACUGCAAGAGGAUGUGGCCUCUUGGCAGAGGCAGAGCCUCCUAAGGAAGAGAGACGCUCUGAGAUGAUCCCAUUGCCAAAAGAGGUUCCUACUAACAGACAACCAAAAAUGUCAGUGAAACCAGGAUAGGGCAGCCUGUACCGGUGCUUGUCCCAGCUGCUUUAGAGGCAAGAACAACAGCUCUAAGGAGCAGAGUUGAUUGAGGAGAUAGAUGCUAAUGAUGAAAAGCCGAGGGAAGGGUGUUGAUUCAUUUGGAUGUGGGCCAUUUUCUCCAAGGGCUGUAGGAGCAAACAUCUUCUGUCACAUGGCUUGUGGAUGUUGCAUUCACAGGAACUGCCAAGUGUGCCUGGGGUAAUUUAUCUUAGUAUCUAAACUAUUAACAAAUCUCAACUCACAUUUGAGUUGCUUCUGUGCUCACAGAAAAAUAGCCUAGCACAAUGUUUCUGAAUUUGUGUGUAGGUACACUCCUGUUUAAAUUUGUUAUUACGAGUGUUUGCCUGCAUGUAUGUCUUUACACAACAUGCAUGCCUAGUUCCUGAGGAGGCCAGAAGAGGGUGUCGCAUCCCCUGGAACUGGAGUUACCGACUGUGGCGAGCUGCCAUGUGAGUGCUGGGACUCAAACUUGGGUCUUCUGGAUGACAGCCUCUGAGCCACCUCUGAAAGACUGUGCUGUUGUUCCGGCUCUUUCACUUGCUCAGUUUGUGACCCAGGGAAGACUAAACAUAAAACAGUACUGGAGUCUGCACUCCCAGAGAACGCUGCUUCAAUUAAGGAAAUGGUGAAGCUAAGCAAACACUACGACCACCAUCCCCACCCACAGGUGCUAGAGACUGAACUCGGGACCUCACACAACCUCUGCAAGCCUGUCACUGAGCUGUCCCCCAGCCUCUGUGUCCUCGGUAUCUUGCCAUUGUAAGAGAAGAUUCGCUGAAGGAAAUAAAUUUUCAUGUCUUUAUUUAGA
Messenger RNA from Cricetulus griseus (Chinese hamster), 2834 nucleotides. The record is from RefSeq and is a predicted model, not a curated record. Lineage: Eukaryota; Metazoa; Chordata; Mammalia; Rodentia; Cricetidae.